Molecule: messenger RNA, 1065 nt
Organism: Metarhizium acridum CQMa 102
Lineage: Eukaryota; Fungi; Ascomycota; Sordariomycetes; Hypocreales; Clavicipitaceae
Source: RefSeq, a predicted model, not a curated record
AUGUCUCUUCCACUGCUGUCUAUACCGCCGAGCCAGAAACAGAGCUACAUUGUAGAUCAGCUCGAGGGAGAGCGCAUAACUAUCCCUGGCAGCAAAGGCGCGUUCCGCAUCUUGGCUUCUUCAAAACAGACAGACGGCGGCAUCGCCGUAUUCUCCAGCGGCGCUGUAAUCUCAGACGCUCCUGGUUUCCACUGGCAUGACGAGGCCCACGACGUCUUUCUCGUCACAAAGGGUUUCCUCAAGCUAUGGAACGGAGACAAGUGCAAAAUACUAGGACCAGGAGAUUUCGCCUAUAUUCCUCCUAAAUUCAUCCACAAUCCCCAGCUUCUGGGGCCGCAUACGGAGACGCUCGGUCUAAUCGCACCAGGCGACUGGGUCGACUUUUUUCGUUACGUCAGCGAGACCUACUCUGGCAUCAUCGUGCCCGAGGACGAUAGCCGGGACUUGAAAAGCCUGCUGAUCCCCAAGGUCAUGGCUGCCAAGGACAAGUUUGACGUACAUUUUGCCAGGGACCACGAUCCUGCAGAAGUGUCGGACUGGGACGGCACAGAGUGCGUCCUGCCGGGCCCUCUGGAACCUUACUACCUCCGUGGCAAUACGGGCCCAAGAUGGAUGCUCGGCGCCGUCAUGUCACGGCCUUUUAUCCACGCCUCGCAGUGCAGCGGCAAGUUUGCCAUUUCGAGCAUCGAGUCCUCAAAGCUCUACGACGGCUCUCUGAAUCCCUUUUCGCAGCGGGUGACGUUUGAAAAAGUCGCCCAUUGUUUUGUCGUCAUGGAGGGUGUCCUCGGCGUCAAGCUGUACGAGACCGACAAUGGCGGCGAGGACGCAUGGAGUGAAGUCCGCGAGGGUCAGACUGUGGUGAUUCCCGCGGGCCAGACUUUCUCGCUCUGCUUUAAAGCACGCUAUGUGCGCGCCAUUUCCUUCACAAAUGGCACUGGAGUUGAAGAGAUCAUUCGGAGGGCUGGGACGCCAUACCAAGGCUUCGUGCUUCCGGAGCAGGCUCAAGAGUGGAACGAUGCAAAAUUCCGAGAUGGUUGCAGCAGCGCUGUGGCAAGACUUGGCUAG